This is a messenger RNA of Oryzias latipes (Japanese medaka), 2968 nucleotides long. RefSeq lists its product as uncharacterized. The record is from RefSeq and is a predicted model, not a curated record. NCBI's taxonomy places the organism in Eukaryota, Metazoa, Chordata, Actinopteri, Beloniformes, Adrianichthyidae.
GUGUGUGUGGGGGGACUACUUAAGGACCGAAAACGAAAGUAGACCAGCAUUCUGCUGAAGACUAUGACCGCGAUCUGGAACCGGAGCAGAGGCACCGCCCGCACAGCACACGCAGUAUCACGAAUAAGCCUGAAGGAAACGGAGGCAGCAUGAAGUCUGUUGCACACUCAUUAUACCUGAUUCUGAUGGCUUUUCUAAGUAUAAUUGACCCGUCAACAGCAGGAUGCUAUGAUGAACUGGAGAAAGAAAGAUGGGUUAUGUUUAAAAAUGAAAGCCUUUCGCUUGUAAUGGCUGGAGAUUUAAUGGACAGCAUGAACUGUACAAUGAAAUACUACCAAAAUUACACAACGUGGCCAGAGCAUCUUGAAAAUAACACCAACUGGAAGGGCUUAAUGAACGCCCUUAAGACAUGCGAGAUCAAUGACACAAUUAAGUGCCAGGGAAGGCCAAAAGAAGAGGUCCCUGUUUUUAACUUCAUGUGUUUCUUGGCUAAAGCAGUGGAUCUUGAUUUACAAGGCUGUGGCGACUACGAAAAUUUACGCAGUAUAUAUUCGAGGAUGCCGCUGCAAAAUUCAAAACCAUCACUGCCCACAACAACCCCACCAUCCACAAAACCAUCCCCAUCCGUAGCACCAUCGCCGUCCACAGCACCAUCGCCAUCCACAAAACCAUCACUGUCCACGGCACCAUUGUCGUCCACAGAACCAUCGCUGUCCAGAACACCAUCGCCAUCCGUAGCACCAUCGCCGUCCACAAAACCACAGCUGUCCAGAACACCAUCGCCAUCCGUAGCACCAUCACGGUCCACAAAACCACCGCUGUCCACAACACCAUCGCCAUCCACAGCACCAUCACUGUCCACAGAACCAUCGCCAUCCACAGCACCAGCGCUGUCCAUAACACCAUCGCCAUCCACAGGACCAUUGCCGUCAGUAACACCAUCGCUGUCCGUGGCAUUCCAGCCAAAACCAACUGGCACAGCUACAGCCAGCACCAGUGCAGAUCACACUGGAUACAAUGACCCAAAAAAUGCAGGAAGAAACUGCCAAGACGACCCCUUUAACCCAGAAAAGAGAGCCACAGACCAAAAUGAUAAACGUGUUAUUGUGUUGAAAACCCUUGUGGUGAUUUUUGGGAUCUCGACCAUCUUUGGGCCAGUGUUGGUGUGGCUGUACAUGCGCCAGAAGGUCAAAAUGUACACGGAGCAGGAGGUCCAGGAUGAUAACCUGCUGUGACACAUCCAGGAGACCUUCGCUUUGCCAGCUGGUUACAGAUUCAAUCGGAAAUCCAAAUUUGGGCUGCAUCCAACAGAAGAGGAGAUUUUUAACGUCCUUUGGAACUCUGCUUUGAUACAGCAAGCAAGCUUUUGGGCGCAGACUGCAAACGGGGGGAAAAAAAGGUGCUGUUUCUGACGUGAAGAGGAGGAAAUGGGACUAAUAAACACGCUGAGUCACUGCCAGACUCUGACCGAAGCACUGAAGAAGGAAAAAAGCCUAAAAAACCUCUCCCUUGAACAGACUUAUUUCACUCUGGGAGCAAACAUUUCCUUGGGAAGUAAACCGAGGAGCAAAUGAGAGACUAAUUUUUGAGCUGUGGAGGGACACAGAAAGACAGCUUUUUUAUUAGUUUGUCUCAUUUCUUAAGAUCUCUGCCAAAAAAAAUCCCAAAUUUUAUUUUUAUAUUUAGCUUGAAUGCUUUUCAUUUAUGUUCUGAAGCCUAUAAAUGAAAUUGCAUUUGCUGUGAAAGUCAUAUUUGUGAAGUGUUCUUCUUUUAUAAGCUGCGCAACCCAAACAUAGGAUGUCAGGCAGGAGAUGUUACAAAGAGGAAACAAAUGAAUCUUUAAAGUUAAAUGUUUUAAACUCAGUGAGCUAAGCUCUCCAGGCGUUUGCAGUGAUCAUAUCGGCUGUUAUUUUCCCCCCCAUGUUCCCUCUCAUCAUCCGUGGGCACUGCUCCAGCUUUUGGAGCAACAGCAGACAGACUCCAUGACUUUUUCUCCCUCUGAGCUAUGGUUACCCUCCAUCCACUCUGCAGCGGAGGACAAAUGCAGGAAAGAGACCAUGUUCCCAUUGCUUUAAUGGUUUUUGAAAAAUCUCAAAUCCUUCAUUUGAAACCGCCUUUGGAAAAAUCGUUACAAAACAUCCUUUUAAUAUACCCAGUACUUUACUCAGGAGACUGGUCAGAGCUAAAUAUUUUAAAAGCGUCCAUUUCACAAACAUGCUUUCACUUGUACUAAAACUCCCCAAAAUAUAGGCAGCAACCCACGGAACUGGAAGCGUUUUGUGUUCUUUGGAACUCUGCUUUGAUACAACAGGCAAGCUUUUGAGCUCAGACUGGGAUAAUAGAGGCGGAUUCUGACACAAAGAGGAGGAAAUGGGUCUAAUAUAGUUACACUGACUCUCUGGCCGAAGCACAAGUUUUAUUUUUUAUAUUUGGCCGUUUAUGUAUAUCUAGUCAUUUAUGUCUUUGAGCCUGUAAAUGAAAAUGCAUUUACUGUGAAAGUCUUUUCUGUGUUUCCCUUUUAUAAGCUGCAAAACUCAAACAUAGGAUGUCAAUCAUCAAAUGUUACAGAGAGGAAACAUUUGAAAUGUUUCAUUACUGUUUUUAUUGUUUUUCUUUUUUACUUAAAAGAGCACUUUUUUUUAGCACUGUGUCAUGGCUGAGAGUGUUAGGUUGCCAUGGCAAGCCCCCAUUUGUAAAAUUCACCAACUAGUCACAUUAGCCAACAGUUACCAAAAGUGUAUAGAUUCAUGUGUCAAACUGUUGCUUGUUUUGACCCUUUUUAUUUUAUUUUAUUUCCUUUUUUUUAUUUUCUAGAGUUAAUGUUUUCAUGUGAGAUUUAUAAAUGUAAAUAAAAAUUGUUGGUGGUUCAGUACGUCUCCUCCCACAAGACUUUAGGUGAAGCUCAAGAGCUUGUUGUCGUAUCUGCUAUUGAACUUAAACAUUAAAGCUGUUUUUCAUGAAAGAUGCA